AUUCGGCACGGUGGAAUUGGUAUUUUGGAUCGUCCGCGCUUCGAUGAAUAUUUUGGGGACAAUCCAAGUGUUUUCUCUCUACUCGCAAUGGAAAGAGGAAAAGAAUGUCAGUCGCAGAUUACGGGAUCUUAGCAUGCAUACGUCUCCAAUGUCUAACGGUUACCACACAAACCCCGUAAUCAAGACACCAUUGCCGGGAAGCCUCAGAGCUGGUUAUCACAACGCUGCAUAUCUUAACUCAAACAUGAAUUUACGACAGAUGCAAAUGCACGGCAACCGCCAACAAGUCAACGCUGCCAUGGCAUCGUUGGAUCGCACUCGUAAAAAUUUUGCAAAACACUCAUUAAACCGAUCCAUAUCUUCCGUAUCACAACUCUACCCAAAGGAAGAGACCGAUUGUGGCAAGGUGUUCACUAAAGGAGAGAUCGCGAAUGGCUUUACGGUUUUCGACCAAUGGCAGCAGCAUCAGCAGUGGCUGGAACAGAAAAAAAAGGGGAUAACUCCAGAACCUGGGAUGGCUUUCGGUCCUAUGGGCAUCGCUGGAGUUGGACUAGAUGAUUCAGAAUUGGGAGCGAUGGAUAACGGCUGUUGCCCGCAGCAUUCCCUGCGGUUUACGAACGAUGGCGAUUAUUUGAAUCGGGCCCCACUUUCGCGUGCCGUCAGCACCCUCUUGUUGAAUCGUCACUGCCCUUCUCAAUUUGCAAUUCCAAAUUUUGAUCGACAACGCCAGUUUUUAGUUGGCUCCAAUUCGGUUGAAAGCCAAGCACCGCCAAUGAGGCGGGCCCAUUCCAUGAACGAUUUGAAUCUUAGGGCUUCCUCAACCUCAUGCGAUAUCAAGUUCGGUCGAACAAACAGGCCGCAUUUUGAUUACAUUCGGUCGGCCGGACGUCACGGACAUAUAAUUACGCGAGGCGAAUCUGACGACUUCCAACGCAGUUACAAAGACGUCGCUUUGUAGACUUUGGAAUAGAGACCUUGAAAAAAUGUUGAAAAAUCACGUGCGUUGUCUCUUUAAAAAGUUCCCUGACAACAAACAUGCAGCUUCGAAAAAAAGUUACCUGAUAUUUUUGUGUUGUUGUUGUUAUAUCUCGUCAAGGUAGCGUAUAUAGACACUGCCUCCGAUUUGCACAUUUAACAAUAAAUUUUGUUUGCCCCUUA
Messenger RNA from Daphnia magna, 1158 nucleotides. RefSeq lists its product as uncharacterized. The transcript is spliced from 5 exons. Bases 44 to 958 code for a protein of 304 amino acids. The record is from RefSeq and is a predicted model, not a curated record. Lineage: Eukaryota; Metazoa; Arthropoda; Branchiopoda; Diplostraca; Daphniidae.